GACAACCGCCGUUGCUUCUCUACCAAAGGACGAGGGAGGAGGAAUCUAAUAGAAGCCAUUGGUUUAACACAGUGUAGACAAUCGAGUUUGAUAUAGCUUGACAAAAGGAAUAUUUCAGACCACAGAUUAAUUAUACAGAAACUGUCUCUAUAUCUAGAAAUUACGAGACCCGUUAUUGUGUGGUAGAGUCUUAAAUUAGUUGUUGUUGGAAGCAGUUUAGCAUUGUUUAUAUUGUGCUAGGAGCUUGGAGGAGGCCCAAUCUGCUGUAAUAUCGGCCGCCUCAUACUCGGAGUGUUGUUUUGAGGUCCGGCAUUUUCACGCACCAAAGAAUAUGAAACAGGGGCCACAAUGACAUCCAGAUUUGGUAAAACCUACAGCCGAAAGGGAGGAGAGGGGACUUCCAAGUUUGACGAGGUCCUUUCCAACAAGAGAGCCACACUCAGCACCAAAUGGGGUGAGACCACAUACAAAGCCAAGGUGAGCUCCAAGCGUUCAGGGGCCUGGACGGAACUGGCCGAGCAUCCCAAGAAGGCCAGAGUGUCGGACGAUAGCUCAGAGGAUCCAUUUGGGUUUGACAGCGAUGAAGAGUCUAAACCCGUCACCUCCAGAAGCCAGGUUAAGGCCUCCCCUGCCAAGCCUGCUUCGGCAGAACCUCCCCAGGCAGAGAGACCAGGCCUCAGCUUGGAGGCCUCCAGCAGUAGAAUCAGCCAGCAGGCCAGUUUGCUGGCAUCGGCACCCAGGACGUCCAGCUCUACCAGUGAUAGGAACCAGUUGAGGGUGAUGGACACAGCCCGGUUCUUCAACACCACAACUUCUGCUAAGCCCCAGCAGAGCUGGUCCGCUCAGGGCGACACUCCAGAGAAGCAGCACAGCUACUCCUGGUACAGUAACGCCUCAGAGAGCGACAAGAAGCCCCUGGCCCAAACCACCACCCUCAAGACGGAGGCCAAAGAGGCCUACGACUCCUGGGACGCCGUCAUCGGCCUCCGCUCCACCUCCCCAACCCCCGAGCCUCCCAGGAACCCCCCUUCCAUGUGCUGGGCCUCCUCGGUGAGGUCCGGGCCGGUGAGCUACAGCACAGGCCUGGGCCGGGACCGGACCCUGGGGGCGGGCCGGGAGGAGAAGCCCCCCCCUCCGGAGCUGACCAGUGAGAGUGAGGAAGUGGGCCAGGGUGACUGGGAGGUGCCGAGCGAGCCCUCCGACAACUCCCAGUCUCUCCUCAGAACCUCCAACUGCCGGACCUACCGCCGGCCCAACAAGCAGGGCAAGGACGGCACCACCACCACCAGCAGCAGCAGCAGUGUAGCCGCCAAGCCCAGCAGCACAGAGCCGACCAAACCAGCGGGCCGAGGCAGGACGAGAGACUACACGGUCCUGCACCCGUCGUGUGUGUCCGUGUGUAACGUCACCAUCCAGGACUCUCUGGACCGCAGCAUGGAGGACAUGGCCAACGCCACCGUCAACACCACCGCAACCGUCGCCCUGGGAGACCUGGGGGAGGCUGGACGUCUGAGGAAGAAGGCCGAGACCGCCCCCGCCGCCAAACCGACCAGGCUCAAACCCACUCAGAGCAAGUCAAAGAAGGACACCAAGCUGGACUUCUUUGGUUUCGAGGAGAAGGAGGUGCCCCUGGAGGAGGGGGAGGAGACCCCUGACACCUCAGAGGGCUCCAAGUACAAGAUCAAGUACUUUGGCUUUGACGACAUGAGUGACAGUGACAGCGACGAGGAAGACUCCCAGGCCAGGGAGAGGAGGAAGGCCCAGAGGGCUGCUGCCGCCGCCGUCGCCGCCGCCGUCAUGGAAACUGGGGCGGAGAGUCCGCCACCGAGUGACAGUCAGGACAGUUGGACCAGAGAGGACCCAGAGCAGAGUGAAGCACUCCUGCUGAGGCCAGACGUGCUGGAGUUCCCAGAGGAGCCGUCUCUGGCUGUGCCUGACGCCUUCAGGAGACCCCAGGGUGGCAGGCCAGCAGAGAAGUCCAAGGAGAGCAGCAGGAAGAUCUUCAGUGGUCCCAAGAAGUCUCCUACCAAAGCUGUGUACAACGCCAGACACUGGAACAGGCCAGAGACCGAGGAGCUGCCCCCGCCCACCCUGCCUCCAUCACAGACGGCCCCUGCCGGUGUUUCAGGUUCCAGUAAAGACACCAACUCCCACAAAGACGACGGGGUGUUCAAGGCCCCGCCCCCUCCCCCCAAGGUCAUCAAAUCGGUGUCCUUCCCCACAGAGCCCUACCAGGACAUUGUCACUGCACUGAAAUGUAGAAAAGAGCACAAGGAGCUUUACACGGUAGUCCAGCAUGUCAAGCACUUCAAUGACGUGGUGGAGUUUGGAGAGAACCAGGAGUUUACUGACGACUUUGAGUACCUGGCCACAGGACUGAAGAGUGGUCAGCCCCUCAACACACGCUGCCUUAGUGUCAUCAGUCUGGCCACCAGGUGUGCCAUGCCCAGCUUCAGAAUGCACCUGCGGGCGGCGGGCAAGGUGGCUCAGGUCUUUAAAACCCUCAACGACGCCCCCCAGCACCCGAACCUGUCCCUGUGCACGGCCUCCCUCAUGUACAUCCUGAGCCGGGACCGUCUGAACAUGGACCUGGACCGGGCCAGCCUGGACCUGAUGCUGCGCCUGCUGGAGCUGGAGCAGGAUCAGGGCCACGCGGGCUCCGACGCCCAGCUCAGCGCCAAGGAGAUGGCCAAGGUCAAGGAGAAGAUCCGCAAGCUGUGCGAGACGGUCCACAACAAGCACCUGGACCUGGAGAACAUCACGACGGGGCAUCUAGCCAUGGAGACCCUGCUGUCCCUUACCUCCAAGAGGGCAGGAGACUGGUUCAAAGAGGAGCUGAGGCUUCUGGGAGGUCUGGACCACAUAGUAGAUCAAGUAAAAGAGUGCGUGGGGAACCUCAGCCAGGAGGAUGACAAGGAGAAGCUGGUGGCCUCGCUCUGGGGAGCCGAGAGAUGUCUGCGAGUGUUGGAGAGCGUUACUGUACAUAACCCAGAGAACCAAGGCUACCUGAUCGCAUACAAGGACUCGUCCCUCAUCGUCUCCUCAGCAAAGGCUCUGCGUCACUGUGAGGAGAUGAUCCAGAGGUACAGCCGCGAGGUGAGCCGCGAGGUGGCCCUGGCGGGCGCCGCCCUGCCCCACGCCAGCCACAGCAACGUGGGCAAGGCCGUGGAGGACUGCAUGAGGGCCAUCAUCGGCCUGCUGCUCAACCUCACCCACGACAAUGAGUGGGGAAGCACUAAAACAGGCGAGCAGGAGGACUUCCUGGUCACAGCUCUGAACUGUGUGCUGCGGGCCCCACAGUACCUGGCUCAGGAGCAGCGCUUCGACAUCAGAGUUCUGGGUCUGGGCCUGCUUAUCAACCUGGUGGAGUACAGUGCAAGGAACCGCUACUGCUUGGUGGAGAUGGAGAUGGAGGGGGGCGCUCCCUGGGAGAGCGUCCUGGCCCCCACCCAGGAGGAGCUGAAUACGGGCUCUCUCAGCGCCAUCGCUGCCCUGGUCCAGCUCUUCCUGCAGCGCGAGCGCGCCGCCGUGAUGGCCGAGGCGGAGACGGACGACUUCAUCAACGACGCGCCCAAGCCGGCGCUGGACCAGAGCGGCGAGUGGCAGGAGACGGGCGGGGAGAUCCAGUGGGUGGCGGCCGAGAACCACACGGAGAUCGAAGCUGCCAAGGACAAGAAGAAGGAAGAGGAGGACGAGGAGCUGGACCUCAACAAAGCCCUGCAGCAUGCUGGCAAGCACAUGGAGGACAGCAUCGUGGCCUCCUACACUGCACUGCUCCUGGGCUGUCUCUGCCAGGGGAGUCCGACUAAUGUGACUACUGUUAGAGAGAACCUGCCAAAAGGAGACUUCUCCAUCAUGACGGAGAUGCUCAAGAAGUUCCUCAAUUUCAUGAACCUGACGUGUGACGUUGGUACAGCAGGACAGAAGUCCAUCUCGCGGGUCAUUGACUACUUGGAGAACUGCUAAAGAAGCUUGUCUGUCCUCCCUGCUUUCUCUCUCACACACACACUGGUCACACUGGGGCUGACCACACACACAUGCACACACAGACAGAAAUACCACUUCCAGAUUUUCUUCAUCACUUGGGAGUGGCAGGGCCUGUGUCCUCCAUCCUGCAGCCUUGUGUCAGCCCAGCAUCGCCCCUCCCCGAGCAGAGCCUCUGUCCCUGAGGACACACAGGCUCCAUGGCCGGCCGCUCCUCUCCGUUCCCUUAGGACAGGUUAUAUCAUUGAUGAUUUGAAAGACCCAAUUUCUCUUUUUUUAAAUUGCCGAAAUCUUUGUUUUUGUUUAUUUGUGUGUGUGUGUGUGUGUGUGUGUGUGUGUGUGCGAACCAUUUUUGUGUAGAAGAUGUUCCAGUUGUGCUCUUCUUCAGGUUGUACAUAUAAAAUGCCCAAACCAGUAUUUUGUUUUCCUUCUCUCUUUGCUUUAAUGACGUUUGUUUUUUAAGCAGUUCUCUCUUUAAAGGGAUAUGUUACUUAUUUUUCUGUAACUUUCCAGUCUCACUACUAUGGCAUUGACAGUUCAGUUGAAUGUACGUUACAGUUGCCAAGUGGUGAGAACUCCCAUGGCCUCCAUCAAACCAUGUUUGGAGGGUGAUUGGCCUGUGGGUAGUUUUAGAAUGAGGGAUUCACUGUGUUUUUGAUGUUGGACCUCUACACAUCAAGGUCUGAGUGAACUGUGUCUUUUUAAGUUUUGGACAUCAUCAGAUCCCUUAUCCCACCACAGACCUAAAGAGCAUAAUUCACUGACCCAAACAAAACUUUUAUAUUAAUCCUUAACCAGUGCAAGGUCCCGGUUCUCUUUGAAAUGUCUCCUUGAAUCCCCCCUCAAAGCCACAGUACUCUGAAGCUAACUUUAAAGCUUUGAUGUGUAUUUGCUUUGUUUGGCUAUGUUUUCAAACCCCUCUGUUGUUGAUAAGUGUCAGGGGUUGAGGACCAGACAAUAGAAAGAGACAAACUAAGCAUCACAAAAUGAAUUGUUCCAGAGUCAGUCCCUCGGAAACGUCAUCUGAAAUGCUUUUACUUCAAGCCUUGACCUGAUGAACCUCGCUGUACAGAAUUGGAAAUAUUUAAUUAUUUAAUUUCCUACCACAAAACAUGUGUUCAUUCAGCCUGGGUUUGUACAGAUAAAAUGUGCAUUGACCAGUUGUCCUUGUCCAGCCUCUGAACAGACCUCCCAGCAUCACCCAGUCUCCCUGGGAGACUCAGCCUAUCUCCCCCUCCUUCGCUUCGUCCUUCACACACACUCACCAGUUGCAGUUGAGUCGCUGCUGUUUUUUUUCUUUCUUUUGUAAAACCUAACUGAACACUUUCUAAAGUUUACAAGAGCUUUAUUCAACUUGUUCACAAAAAUCUGGAAAAAUGAAUGGAACAAUGUAAAUAGUACUUGUAAAUUUUGCCUAUUGGAAAUUAGAACGGUAGACUACUUUUCUGAAUCCAAUUCUAUUUUUAUUUUAUACAGCAUUUCUCAGUUGUGUUGUUUCAGAGUCAGAUGAAAAGGUAUACAAAGCCAACUGCAGGAACUUGACCUUUGUACCAGUUUCAAGAAUAAUGUCUUUGGUUACCUGUACUGUACAUAAUUUUAACUCAAAAUAAAAUUGCUACUUUCAGUA
Messenger RNA from Osmerus eperlanus (European smelt), 5611 nucleotides. RefSeq names its product WAPL cohesin release factor b (gene waplb). The transcript is spliced from 20 exons. The record is from RefSeq and is a predicted model, not a curated record. The coding region runs from base 349 to 3966 and encodes 1205 amino acids. Lineage: Eukaryota; Metazoa; Chordata; Actinopteri; Osmeriformes; Osmeridae.